This is a messenger RNA of Agrilus planipennis (emerald ash borer), 2794 nucleotides long. RefSeq names its product GATOR complex protein MIOS (gene mio). Gene Ontology annotation, cellular component: cytoplasm. Gene Ontology annotation, biological process: cellular response to amino acid starvation; positive regulation of TORC1 signaling. The coding region runs from base 124 to 2679 and encodes 851 amino acids. Gene Ontology annotation, molecular function: protein binding. The record is from RefSeq and is a predicted model, not a curated record. The transcript has 13 exons. Lineage: Eukaryota; Metazoa; Arthropoda; Insecta; Coleoptera; Buprestidae.
UUUAAACCAACCUAACCCAUAAUUCUGACAUUAGUUUUACUAUUUAUAUAUUUUUGUAUUAGUGUAUUAGAAAAUUAUGAAUAAAAAUAUAAGGUACAUUUAACAAUUUAAAGUUAUUUGAACAUGUCUGCAAAGUUAGAAAUCGAAUGGACUCAAAUAGCAAAUAAGUUUAUAACUUGGGGUUCGGAAAUAUGCCUUUAUGAAACAGAAUUUUUGAAAGACAAAACGAUACCUUGUAUGAAAAUAUCAAACAACUUAGCUGCCUUUCUCCUCACCACUAAUCCAAAUUAUCAUUAUAUAAAGUGCUUGGACAUUUAUCCAAAAUCUAACGAUAUUUUACUGGCAGUUGGUCAAGGAAAUGGCAAAGUUUCUCUUGUCACAUUUGGACCGUCACAAUUUGAUUCUCAGGGUUUGCCGGGAAAAGAAUUCGUACCUCGACAUCCUCGUCAGUGCAACACUGUCGCAUGGAAUCGUAUUGAUUCCAAUUUAGUAGCAGUUGGCUUAGAUAAAUAUCGAUCAGACCAUUCUGUUCUAUUAUGGGAUAUAGUAAAAUGUCCAUUUUCUCCGGACUCAAAUGGAGCCCUGAAACCUUCAGUUAGCUCUAUGACUACUAGUACAGAGGUUUCUAAACCAGUUGCUGAGUUUGGAAUGUCUGACAUGACCGCUAGUUUGGCAUGGUUUAAUACAAAUAGUAAAACUUUAGCUGUUGGGAUGAACUUGAAAAAUAUCAGAAUUGUUGACUUUAGAGACAGUGUUAAAGUUGUGACAUCUACCCCUACAAAAGCAGUUUUUGGUUUGUGUAUGGAGCCUAAUUUAGACAGACAUUUGGCAUCAUACUGUGACAAUCAGGUAUGCAUCUGGGAUGUUAGAAACUUUGAAAAGCCACUUGUUACUCUCACAUAUCCUAAGCCUACAUUAAAAAUUGGAUGGUGCCCGACAAGGCACAAUUUAUUAGCUUCAUUACAACGGGACAGUUCUCUCAUUAAUUUAUAUGACAUUCAACAAACAAUUGUAGGUAAUGAAGAAGUAGAACCAUCAAUUUUAGAGAGAGUUGUGAUACCAAAUUAUAGUCAAAACAUCACAUCGUUUUCUUGGCAUCCUACUGAAGAAAAUCGCCUUUUGUCUAUUACUUUAACAGGAACAAUAUCAGAUUACAUUGUAUAUGAUAGGAUAACAUUGAAUUGGGCACCGAACUCUAAUGUAGUAUGGACUUUUGGUCGAAAAACUAUGAAAAUAUUAAACGAAAAUAGUAGUUUGUAUGAUCCGCUCAAAGAUAUUUCUCACAAAAUUAAGCAGAGGGCUUUGGAUGGUUACGGACUUAAAGAGGAACUUUCUAAAAACGGAGACAUGGUAGAUGACGUUCUGAUAAAAAACGCAUGGAAAUGGCUACAACUUAGCGGAAAAUUAUCUGAUGAAGGUAUCUUGAGGGGUUACAAUUCAAGACAUCCUGGUGUCAGAACAGUCUUGAAAAUUGAUGGUGUUAAUGUUAAAUCCGAUACAAUAUCCAUAUCUUGGGCAGAUUUAGGAAAUAGUAGUUGUCACAGUUCCGCAAAAAUAUAUAGACAUGAAGAUCGAGAUAAAGCAUUAUACUUGUGUGGAUGGAAAUUUGAUAAAGAUAACACACUUUCAAAAUUAUUGGAUCGAUUAGAAAAAGAACAUGCGUUCUCUAGAGCUGCUGCAAUUGCAGUUUUCAAUCUUAAAAUUAAACAGGCUUUAGAGAUACUAAGUAGAGGGGCGGAAAGUAGUUUCGAACAUUCAAAUUUGAAUAUAGUGGCAAUGGCUCUAGCAGGAUUUUCAGAUGAUAAAAAUAGUGUAUGGAAGCAAAUCAGUGCAGGGACGAGAGCACAAAUAGGAGACCCAUAUUUAAGAGCCAUGUUUGCUUUUCUAACUGCUGAAAACUAUAAUUAUGAUGCUGUUUUGAAUGAAGACGGUAUGUUGGUAGAAGACAGGGUAGCUUUUGCGUGUACAUUUUUGUCAGAUGGAAAACUUUUGGACUAUUUAAAGGCAUUGGCUAUGGAACUUACAGAAGAAGGUAAUUUGGACGGUUUAUUACUUACAGGCAAUAAUAGUGAUGGUAUGCAAUUACUUCAACAAUAUUUAGAUGUAACAGGAGACAUUCAAACUACUGCCUUGAUAGUUGUGAAAGCCUUUCCUAUUGAAUCGUAUACGGAAAAGUCAAAAGAAUGGGUUACCAGUUAUCGUAAUCUCUUGGACGUUUGGCAAUUAUGGAAUGAAAGGGCACAUUUUGAUAUAAUGUUAAACAGCUACAAACCUACUGAGAAACCGCCACAACAAGUGUAUGUUUCGUGUAAUUUUUGUGGAAAAAGCAUAUCGGCUUAUAUGCAAGGGUUGAACAGAGGACGUGGUCCCUUUUCUCGAAUGGGUAGCACUGCAAAUAAGCUAAAGAUGUCUUCAUGCCCUAACUGUCGCAAACCAUUACCACGUUGUGCGAUAUGUUUAAUGCAUAUGGGAACGACGAUGGGGAAACAUAUAAAUGGCGAUGUUGAUUCCAACAAAUUAGUAGAAUUUUCUCAUUGGUUCACGUGGUGCCAGUCAUGCAGACAUGGAGGGCAUGCCUCUCACAUGAUCCACUGGUUUAGGAAUCAUUCCGAAUGUCCUGUAACCCCUUGUUCAUGUAAAUGCUUUGCUAUAGAUUCUUGGAGUAAUGAAGAUGUGUGAUUAAAUACAAUUAAGAAUCUAAAAAGUGUAAAAUAAGAAUCGUUAUGUAAGAGCAUUAAACAAGGUUCUAAAUAAUAUUUAAAAAGACUGGAAGUGAAUUUUUUGUUUCAUGUUU